CAUGGGAGUUUGUAAAUCAAAGGAAAACUCAGAAGUUGCAGGGGGUGUCUUCAGCAUCAUCCCUUUGGUUGCAGGGGUCAGCACCAGGCUAGAACUGUUGACUGAUCUUAUGGCAAAAGUCUGAGAAGGAGCCAGUGACAAAUUUUCUUCUAGGCAUCAGGGAAAACCGUCAUUAUUCAGGGAAGGAAGCUAGCCUGAGCUAGCCUCAUUUCACAUAUGUCAGGGCAAAGCAUCUCAUCUGGACUCAGGCUUGAAGAGCUGGGUCAGGGAUUUAACUUUUUUCCAUUUGGCAUGAAGUCAUAGAAUCAGCUGGGUUGGAAUCUGAGAUGUUGCUGAGACAAAUGGUGAAGAAAUGUCUUUUGGCUGUAUUACACCCUUUCCUUGUAAGAUUUUGCUUGGCUUGUGUAAUGGCUUGGAUAGCAAAAGGGCAGGCAGAGGAGCAAUAGUGCUACUCCAGAAAUUAUUUGGAAUUAAAAAAUCCUAUAGAUGCAUUAUGGGAUUAUUGAACUUGAAUCAAGUAAAAGUAAAUAGGGCUUUUCUUCUGAUGUGUUCAGGGUUUUGCCUGUUAUCAGUUUAAGCUUCCCUGGUUUAAAUUAUUUAAAGACUUCCCUUCAUAAAUUUAGACCAGGAUUUUCCUGAAACUCUAGUAGUGAGAUUUGUAGAGCUCAGGUCCUGCUUGAUGACAUAUUAAUACAAGCUCGGCUGAAGGUAUUAAUUACAAUUCUUACCUCAUAUCCCCUAGUGUAACUAGUGCGAUUUUCUCAAAGUGUAAGUUAUUAAUAUCAAACCCAUGGAACAAGAUAAUCCUGGAAAGAGAUCUGAAUGAUUUUGAAUGAUAUCUCUUGUUUAAAAAGUAGUAUGAUGUACUAUGUCAAUGUGUUCUGUUCUUACCCAGCUUGUGUCAGUAUUACACAUUUGGAGGAGAUGAGAGUUCAUAAAUCAGGCUUCCAAAGGUUUCCUGACAAGAUCUUCUAAGAGAUGGUUCAUGCAAUGAAAGGUGUUACCUGAGGUUGCAUCAGCUGCCAGAACUCUGAAAUGCGAGGAUCAAAACCAGGCAAAAAUGUCCAACUUCAAGAGAAUGAAAUCAGAGGAUUGUGCUUGAAAUCCAGAGAAAUCUUUCUGAGUCAGCCUAUUCUACUAGAACUUGAAGCUCCGCUGAAAAUAUGUGGUGACAUCCAUGGACAGUACUAUGACUUGCUUCGACUCUUUGAAUAUGGAGGUUUUCCACCAGAAAGCAACUACCUGUUCCUUGGUGAUUAUGUUGACAGAGGAAAACAAUCUUUAGAAACCAUUUGUCUUCUAUUGGCCUACAAAAUUAAAUACCCAGAGAAUUUUUUCCUUCUCAGAGGAAACCAUGAAUGUGCCAGCAUCAAUAGAAUUUAUGGGUUUUACGAUGAAUGUAAGAGAAGAUACAAUAUUAAGCUGUGGAAAACUUUCACAGAUUGUUUUAACUGUUUACCAAUUGCAGCUAUUGUGGAUGAGAAAAUAUUCUGCUGUCAUGGGGGCCUGUCACCAGACCUUCAGUCAAUGGAACAGAUCAGACGAAUCAUGCGCCCCACUGAUGUACCAGAUCAAGGUCUACUCUGUGAUCUCCUGUGGUCUGACCCUGACAAGGAUGUCUUGGGGUGGGGUGAAAACGACAGAGGAGUGUCCUUCACUUUUGGUGCUGAAGUGGUUGCUAAAUUUCUCCAUAAACAUGACUUGGAUCUCAUAUGUAGAGCUCAUCAGGUGGUUGAAGAUGGAUAUGAGUUUUUUGCAAAAAGACAAUUGGUAACUCUCUUCUCUGCCCCGAAUUACUGUGGAGAAUUUGAUAAUGCGGGUGCCAUGAUGAGUGUGGACGAAACUCUAAUGUGCUCUUUUCAGAUUUUGAAACCUGCAGAGAAAAAGAAGCCCAAUUCCAGCCGACCCGUAACGCCUCCCCGGGGCAUGAUCACAAAACAGGCAAAGAAAUAGUCACUUUGGCUCUGCCUUGCUGGGACUUGUACCAUAGUAUAUAACCUCCAUUUUUAACACUGUCAUGUGUACUGUUCAGCUUGCUCAAAAUAGAUAACGUGUUUGUGGUUUUCCUUUUGAUUUGAUGAAUGGCAUUUGCUGGUUGUAGCAGCGAAUGAAAGACUUCCUUUUUCUCCCUCCCAGGAAGAGAGUUUUAAACUUUCCUUUCGCUGGUGUUACAGCCGCGCUCCACAGUGUCCCACGUUCGGGGUAAUCCUGCAGCCGACUUCCUGACCUGUACAAUGAGUAGUGUAAAUGCUUGUUUUCUUCUGUAGGAUCUAAAGAGGGCACUGGUGUGCUGUGAGAGUAGAGAUUUGUUACUGUCAGAAAUUACAUACUGUUUAUACAGACCACUGUGAACUUUUUUUUUUUUACAUUAAGUUUUGUUUUAAAGGGAUUUUUCUUUUAAUGUCGUGUCACGUACAUGUUUGUUUUAUCGCUGUCGACAUUAGAAAUAACCUUCAGCCUCACCAGCCUCGCUGGGAUGAUGUAUAUUUAAUUCAGACACUCCUCCCCUCUCCGUACACUUCCAAUGACAAUUAAAGCCAUCAUUUUAAGUGUUUGUGUCUCUUUCCUGAAGCCAAAGUUCGCUUUGCCCGUGACCCACCGCGCCGAGCUGGCAGGGCUCUCCUCCCGUCCCGCCUUCCUCUUGGAGACGGAAGGAAGUGCUGACUCGAAAUAGCAAGUAGAAACGCUGUGCUGUUGAUCCUGCUGUGCUCACAGUGAACACGUUUUUGUACAGUUCCCGUGUGGUCGAUCGAGUGGAGCGUUUUCCAGCGGCGGCCGUGUCGGACGGACGGGAGCUACGGAGGUGGCUCUGGAUCCACCGGAACAGGGUUUGUGCAUUUUAGCCUAAAGACUUUGUUCUACAAAUGUAGACAAUGGCUUGGGAAGCCUACCAGGGGCGUCGAUCUCGAUCUCCGGUUUCUAUGAAUCUCUCACAGAAUCUUGUUUUUUAAAUACUGUUAAUCUUUUUUGAACGGAUAACAGUGUACAAUACCAUGUAGUGAAAAUCACUUAUUAAAUGAAGAAGUUGUUAAAUCUUC
Molecule: messenger RNA, 3038 nt
Organism: Strigops habroptila (Kakapo)
Lineage: Eukaryota; Metazoa; Chordata; Aves; Psittaciformes; Psittacidae
Gene: PPP1CC
Product: protein phosphatase 1 catalytic subunit gamma
Exons: 7
Coding region: 1036-1953 (305 amino acids)
Cellular component (GO): nucleus; cytoplasm
Molecular function (GO): protein serine/threonine phosphatase activity
Source: RefSeq, a predicted model, not a curated record